Messenger RNA from Callorhinchus milii (elephant shark), 1905 nucleotides. Its product is annotated as NACHT, LRR and PYD domains-containing protein 12-like. Gene Ontology annotation, cellular component: cytoplasm. The annotation marks the transcript as partial. The transcript has 4 exons. NCBI's taxonomy places the organism in Eukaryota, Metazoa, Chordata, Chondrichthyes, Chimaeriformes, Callorhinchidae. The record is from RefSeq and is a predicted model, not a curated record.
GAACAAAAUCAUGACUGAAAUACAGGAACAAGGUGCCAGUCUAGUGAAUGAGGUGACCAUCGACCGAGGUGUACCAGACGUCUCCAGUGAUAUGAAAGCUAUUCAGCGACUGCACAAGGAGACGUUACAGAAACAAUGUGAGAAACUAGAAGUGAAGACCAUCCUGAUAAAGGAGAAGGUGAGGACGUUUCAGUUGGUUGAUCGCUACACGGAAUUAACAAUCAUUUCUGAUCUCCGUCACCGGAAACUGGUAGAACAUGAGCUGCUGGCGAGAGGCAGAGACCACGAGGAGUGGAGACAGAAGCAACUCCGGGGAGAGCUGGAAAAAAUCCGAACUGAUAAACUGUUCCACAGCAGCUUCUCAAAAAUAAAUAAUUUACCUUCUUCUCAGGGAAGCGGAUCUGACCCUCCUACAGGGACUUCCGCAGUAGUCAGUGGAGUGGCUGGGAUUGGAAAAACAACCAUGGUGCAAAAGAUUGUCCAUGACUGGGCCACAGGCAAAAUCUAUCCUCACUUCCACUUUGUAUUCGUUUUUAAAUUUCGAGACCUGAACAGACUUCACGACAGAACAACCCUGAGCCGUCUGAUCGUGGAGCAGUAUCCUUACCUCAGGGAUGUUCUGGAAGAGCUGUGGAAACACCCAGAGAGGUUGCUCUUUAUAUUUGAUGGUUUGGAUGAAUUCAGGGCAAGGAUUGAUUUCGCUGACAGUCGGAGAGACACAGAGCCUCAGCGCAGGUGCACAGACCCUGAAUUCCCUUGUGAUGUGUCUGACAUUGUGUACAGUUUAAUGCAGAAAAGGCUGCUGCCAGGCUGCUCAGUGCUGGUGACCAGCCGCCCCACUGCAUUACAUUUACUGGGAAAGGCUCGGGUCAGUGUCUGGGCUGAAAUCCUGGGAUUUGUGGGUGAAGAGAGAAGGGAAUAUUUUCACAAGUUUUUUGAAGAACAGGAGGUGGCGGCUGCUGUUUACAGCCACGUGGAGGAGAACGAGCUCCUGCUCACCAUGUGCUACAACCCGUCCUACUGCUGGAUCCUCGCUCUGUCUCUCGGUCCCUUCUUUACACGGAAACACAGCAACAAACAGCGAGUUCCCAAGACAGUCACACAACUCUUCUCCUAUUAUAUUUAUAACAUACUAUCACAUCACAGUGUCAAGAUGAAAAGCCCUCGUGAUGUGAUGCUGAAGAUUGGUGAGAUGGCCUUCACUGGUGUCUCCCAGAGAAACAUUGUCUUUAAUGAUGAAGAUCUGAUCAAAUAUAACCUCCAGCCUUCCCAGUUCCUCUCUGGGUUUCUCAUGGAACUUGUGGAGAGAGAGUCUUCAGAGCACAGCGUGGCCUAUACAUUCCCGCACCUCACCAUCCAAGAGUUUGUAGCCGCACUCUUUCAGUUUCUGCCUCAAAAUGCAGGAAAUCUGCGGAAACUCCUGAAUGAAGCUCACAGGGAGAAGGACGGCCGGUUUGAGAUAUUCCUGCGCUUUGUUGCGGGUCUCUCCUCCCCACGGGCAGCUCAGCCACUGGAGGAGUUUCUGGGGCCAUUUGUCCAUCAGACAACCUGCGCUGUGAUCGAAUGGCUGAAGGGAAGAGUUAAAGCUGAGAUGCAAAACAACAAGAGCGACCGUGGGAAAAGGAAUCUGCUGAACACACUCCACUAUCUGUUUGAGUCUCAGAAUCAAACCCUGGCACAGCAAACACUGGGCUCUGUACAAACACUAUCAUUGGGUGGCGGCUCUUCAAAGAUGACACUGACACCGAUAGACUGUGUUGUGCUGUCUCAGGCCAUUGCACUGUGUGACACAAUAAAACAACUGGAACUGAGUCACUGCAACAUUCAUGAUGAGGGUCUCCAGCGUCUGGUUCCUGCUUUGUACAAAUGUCAGGUGUUGCAGCUGGGGGGCAAUAAUCUGGGAGA